GUUCUAGGUUAAAUAGAAAAUUCUAAUUUUUAUAAUGAUAUAAAAAUUAGAUAAUACAAUUAUAUUUUUAUAUUAAUUAUAUUUUAUAUUAACAUUUUAAGAGCGAGUCAAUUUGUAGCUCAAUGUUCAAAACAAUAAUGUGCAGAGUUUUCCAAAGUUUUGUACCCCUUUCAUACAUGUAUUUCGUUUUUAGUCUUAUGAUUCUUUUUUAAAUAUUCCAAUUUUUGUUUUAUAAAGUUUUAAGAUGGCAGAUUUAACUAUUUAAAAAUAUUAAAAAAAAGUUCGUAUACACAUACGAAUAUUGAAAUCGCAACCGAAUUCUUUGCAUGAAAUACUUUUAGACAUCACGUGUGAUUAUAUGCAUGUAUUUUUCACAAUUUUCAAUAAUCAAUAAAUAAUUAUAAUAUUUUGGAAUUUUCGAAUUGUAUAUAUAUAAAAUUUCAUCGCACAAAAUCGACACAUGUCACUCAUAAUCAGUUAGGUGACGUUCCCCAUCCGUGUUACUCGGUUAGGGUUGCAGAAUAAUAGGAGAGGGAGAGAGCGUGCGAUUAUCCAAGGAAGCGUUAUGCAACAACAGAUCAUCGCUUUAUAUUUUUCACAAUCUCCAGUUGCACCAUGGGAUCCUAUUCCUUCGUGAUGGCAUUUUCUGAACCGCAGUAACAUUGAUGGCACUACUCCUCGUAUGUAAUGAUAUCCUAAUCGUAAUCUAAUCAAUCGUGCCUUGGCAUUAUGUGCCACCUGAGAAUACAGUUUUAUAGCGAAAAUUUGAGAUAAGAAUAUGAAUUGAUUCGUGAUUUUAAAUUAAUGGAAAGGUGGAUGUCAAACACGUUUUUUAUCUACCGAGAUACACAAGUUAUUUGAUUCGUGACAAUGAGGAAAGUUAAUAUAGUUAUAUUAUUAAAUAGUCGGGAAGCGAGCCUAGCCGGGGCAGCAGUGCGGCAGAGAUGAAACAUUGUCGGGAAACGUGUUUACCAGCCCAGCCUCGCACGAGACGCGAAUGUCUCGUCUGGGCUAGGAGAUUAAAUAGAAAUUUUCAAAGUAAAAACGUUAAUGAAAAGAGACAUGGAGCACAAGCAAACGAUCUUGCUCGCACCUGCGUUGAGCAACAGCAGCUGUUGGCGAAGAGAUACAUCCGAAGCCACUUGGACUGGACCAGGCCCAGGGGAAUUGUUACGCGCCGCUUUAAUUCUUGCACUCAGUCUCGGUAUCCUUUGCGCCAAUCUGCUAGUAAUAUGCGUCAUAAACAGCAGACGAUACAGCAAAUACAUUCACGCACAGCCAAAGUACUUACUUACAAGUUUGGCGAGCAACGACCUAGCUAUUGGUCUUCUGGUUACACCAUUCGGCUUCUUACCAGCCGUCUACGGAUGUUGGCCAUAUGGUGAAGUCGUCUGUCAAAUACAGGCACUUCUUAGAGGAGCUUUAACUCAGCAGAGCGCUGUUAUCCUCGUCUGUAUGGCAAUUGAUCGUUACGUUUGUAUGCUACACCCGCAUCAUUAUCAUAAACACACAUCUAAAAAGUAUUACAUGCGGCAGGGUUGCGUGGCAGUGAUGUCAACUACUUGGAUAGCAAGCGUGGCGAUUUUUGGUGCUCUCGUACUACCAAGAGGUGGUUACUACUUUAACGGCUCUGGUCUCCUUGCCUGCGACCCUUUCUUCGCCAGGGCUUCCCUUCGGAUUCUCGCGUGCUGUUGUUUUUAUUUCCCUACAACGAUGGUGCUGAUGUACUGCUACGGUUCAGCCUUCCACGUUAACAAACUGCGCCUGAAAAGGGUGGUUUGCGUUAACACCCCGGAGGUCGUUAGUGGAGGCCAUAUGGAGAGGCUUGUAGCUCACGAGAGACGACUGUCAACUUCUGCCUCGCGAACAAUGGCUGCAAUGAGUUUAGGAUUCAUUGUUAUGGUCACACCAUGGACAAUUCAGGAAGUCGUUGCAGCUUGUACCGGAAGCAAACCACCACCAUUCCUCGACUUCCUUGCCACGUGGCUUGCGCUCUCCAACAGCUUCUGGAAUCCGUUCCUCUAUUGGCUGCUCAACAAUCACUUUCGCCGUAUUUCAAGGGAGCUACUCUACACUAAGGUACUUUGUAGGCCAAAACCGUUGGGACCGAAACAGCAUUGUUGCGCUACUAGCACAGGUGGUCUUGAUGUUUGCAGUAUGGGAGGAGUUGACUUAUCAGGUUUAGAGCGUUGCUCAAUAGACCGAUUUUCGAUGGCUCGGUGUUCCUCUUCGUCAUUAGCCAAUACACCGCCACCACUUCCUUGGGAAACCGGACAUGUCCUACAUAAUGACGCUACGCCUACGUGAGUUAGGGAUGCCGCCACGCAAACGGAGGACUUAGGAUCUCCAACGCAUGCUAGUUAGUAUAGCGUGGCGGCAGAAUGGCACCCCGUGAUUCACUACGCUGGAAUUGAACAGUCAUCGCAUCGCCAGUAUUUCCGAAAUAACUCGUCUUCAUCGAUAAUGGAAUAUUCGUUGCAGGAAGAAAGGAUGCGGCACGAAUACUCUGCGCAAAUCCAACGUAAUCGCCGAUAUUAUUUGGAAAAUAUGCGCUUCAAAAGCGUGCCGGAUUUGAUUCGAGACCUCGAAUCCAGUUAACGUAUUUAUCUGAAAUAAACACGUUAUCGAAGAUAGGCAUAACGUGCGAUAAAUAACGAUACAGAAUUGAUGUUCGUCGACGAACACAGUACGAUUUCCUAUUAAUCAAAGAUUUAAGACUUUUUAUUAUAGAUUAACGAUAUUUAACCGAAAGAUGCAAGGCGUACUGUCUUGGAAGUUAAGAAUACGAUUUUUCAUAAUUUGAAUUAAAAUGUAAGUACAUGUCUGUAGUAUUAAAAUAUAAAAUAUAAUAAUAAACUUAAGCGAAUUAUAUAAAAUUAUUAUAUAGUUUCAAUGCUUCUCUAUGAUUUCAGAGUAAAAGCAAAAGAUUCCUUGGUAUCACUAACGAUUAGUGUUCAUUAAUAAUUAGUGCAUCAUUAACGACUGUCUGUUAUACGGUAUCGUUUCAGUUUAAAGGCAUUUCGCUGAAAUAUAUGCCUGUAAUUUUUUGCCGAAAUACCAUAUAUUUAUAAUAACCGCACAAAUUAUAGGUAUAAAAUAGUAUUUAAGAAGUUGCAAUAAUUACUAUAUUUAAUUUACCUGUUAUAAUGUUUCUCUUCUUUUUUAAACUAUACUGUUAUAAUAAUUGAAUAAAGCAAUUGUUUUAGAAAAGUUUAUCAAAUAUGGAGCAACUUAAAUUGGAUAUUUAUGUAGAUAGGUAUGUAUAGCCUUAUAUUAAUUUGAUUGAUAUUUACCAUAUUUGUUAUGUUUGUUUAUUGUUAUAUAGGUCCAAGUAUUGGAUCACGUGCAACAUUUCUUUAGGAAUAUUAAAAUUUAACUUUUCCUAGAGUACUAACAGUAUUCUAUUGUACUACACAUUAUAUUAUAUAUUUUAAAUCUGGUACAAUAAUACAAAUAUAUUUUCUCCACAUAUUGUCGUGGUUAUUAAAAUUAUUAUAGUUAUUGUUGUCGUUACUGUUGUUACUAUUACUAUGCAUCGUGCGGCAAUAAAUUGUAAUCUUCUGACCAUGUGAAUAGAGUGUGUUUUCAACGCAUAGAAGUAGCCAUUCGUGAACAAAAUUUGACUAUAUAAAAGACAAAAAAGUGAUAAGAAUUAAAUGAAGAAAAUGGCAGAUAUGAAUA
Bombus pascuorum is the source of this 3681-nucleotide messenger RNA. Its product is annotated as trace amine-associated receptor 9. NCBI's taxonomy places the organism in Eukaryota, Metazoa, Arthropoda, Insecta, Hymenoptera, Apidae. Gene Ontology annotation, cellular component: membrane. Gene Ontology annotation, biological process: neuropeptide signaling pathway. The coding region runs from base 1051 to 2307 and encodes 418 amino acids. Gene Ontology annotation, molecular function: corazonin receptor activity. The transcript has 11 exons. The record is from RefSeq and is a predicted model, not a curated record.